AUGUCCCGGACUGACAUUGUGAGUAGCCUCCUUUGGGGUAUCGUCUCGUGCCUGUGGUUGUUGGCUAUCAUCACGGGCAUUGUCUGGUUCUUCAUCUGGCUCUUCCACGGCUCCCGCUGGCACAUCAAUGUCGACGUUGAGUCUGCCACCCUCGCCCGCUUUGAUCUCGACAGCAACAAUACCCUCCUCUACAACCUAACCCUGGGAGUAAGCUUCAAGAAUCCCAACUCCGCCACCGUCUUCUACGACAAGAUCGCCGUCACUGCUCUCUAUGACGGCAAAGUAUUCUCCACAGCAGGCAUCCCCAGCUUCACUCAGAGCACCAGAGCACCCACAAGGAUCUACCCAGCGUUCGAGGAGAAAGAGUCGAUGAGCAGCAACUGGUCAUUGGCCGCGUAUAACAAGGAGAAAGUGGAAAGGAUCUACCACAUUAAUGUGACGUUCAACACGAGGAUCCAGAUUGAGUGGUCCCAGACCAACGAAACCGGAACGCAAAAAUAUAGUAAAGGGUACACUUGGGAGGCGAACUGCGCGUUGACCAUCCCCACGGUUGACUCUGCGGCUACGUUCAACAAAACUACAUGCGACGUUAAGUUUUGA
This is a messenger RNA of Spirodela intermedia, 600 nucleotides long. Lineage: Eukaryota; Viridiplantae; Streptophyta; Magnoliopsida; Alismatales; Araceae. The record is from the annotation of a GenBank genome assembly.